AUGGCAUCCAAAGAGAACGGCGCGGGACAGGCCUUUGCGCCUGUCCUAGCUGCCGUUGCUACAAUGCAAGGCAAUGUCGCUCGAUCAGAAAAGACCCAUGCGCAUGAAUUCCUAGAGAAAUUCCAGAAAUCAGUCGAAGCUUGGACAACAACGCAUGCGUUAUUACAAUCCUCAGAGAUACCCGUUGAAGCAAAGCUCUUCGCAGCUACCACGCUGAAGGGAAAAAUCACCUAUGACCUAGAUCAACUCCCGGGUGAGUCCUUGGCGGCUCUGAGAGACUCCGUUCUCUCCCUUCUAGUCGCUUAUAGCUCGGGGCCAAAACCGAUAAGGACCCAGCUGUGUGUUUGUUUAGCUAGCCUCGCUAUCCAGAUGACAGCAUGGAAGGAUGUCCUCGCAACCGUCGGCUCAGCUGUGGGAAGUGAGGGAGGAGACUGUGUUUUGGAAUUUCUCAAAAUUCUGCCCGAGGAGGUCACAGAAGGACGAAAAAUCAACCUGACUGAAGAGGAACUUUCUACAAGGACAGCAGAACUAUUGGAAAACAACGCGGAUCAAGUUUUAAGUCUCCUAGUGCAAUAUGCGCAGUCUUCUGAAUCUGCCGCAACAAAUCCACAGCUACUGGAAUGCAUUACCUCCUGGAUGCGUGAAAUUCCAUCUUCCCAAAUCGUCAACUCUCCCCUUCUGGACAUAAUUUUCAAGGGUCUUUCUGAUCCCCGCUCGUUCGAAGCUGCUGUGGAUACGAUAUGUACAAUCUAUAGGGACACACUUGAGGUUGAUGACUCAAUGUCUAUUAUCCAAAAGCUGUAUCCAAGGAUAAUUGCCCUGAGACCCAAAAUUAGAGAGGCCACAGAGGAAGAGGACCCUGACAUGCUCAGAGGAUUAACUAGACUUUUUGCUGAAGCUGGCGAAGCAUGGGUAGUCCUGAUUGCCCGUUUGCCUGCUGAGUUCAGAAGUUUAGUUGAAACCGUUCUAGAGUGCUGUGCUGUCGAUAUGGAGCGGGAUGCCAUUUCCAUCACUUUUGUCUUCUGGUACGAGCUUAAACAGUACCUCACGCUUGAACGGUAUAUGGGGGCGAGAACGGCCCUUGCAGACUUAUUCUCGAAACUUGUUGAUAUUAUGAUUAGACAUCUGGAAUUCCCUUCCCCGGAUGACGAGCAGGCCGACCUAUUUAAUGGAGAUCGCGAGCAAGAAGAGAGAUUCCGCGAGUUCCGUCACGCUAUGGGUGAUGUUCUUAAAGAUUGCUGUGCUGUUAUUGGCGUUACCGAAUGCCUCGGGAAAUCAUAUAGCCUGAUUCAAGCGUGGGUCGCCAAAUACGCUUCGCAAGCUACACAUGAUCAUGUACCACAUUGGCAAGAGCUAGAAGCGCCACUCUUUAGUAUGAGAGCGAUGGGACGGAUGGUCGAUCCCGAAGAGAGCACGGUACUACCGCAAAUUAUCCCUCUCAUCGUCCAAAUACCCGAUCAAGACAAAGUGCGGUUCCAGGCUAUCAUGGCUCUUGGUCGAUACACGGAAUGGACAGCUCAACACCCUGAAACUCUCGAAGCCCAAUUGAAUUAUGUCAUUUCCGGUUUCCAGCACAAAUCCCAGGAGGUCGUUCAGGCGGCAGCUCUCGCGUUCAAGUUCCUUGGCACUGAUUGUCAGAAACUUCUUGGUGGCCAUAUUCCACAGCUACAUUCCUUUUACGAGUCGGUCAUUGACAACCUGAAACCGUCGAGCCAAGAAGAAGUUACGGAGGGGGUGGCUGCUGUAGUUGCUGUCCAACCAGUUGAUAAAAUAUAUGAAACGCUAAAAUUAUUCUGCGAUCCCAUCAUGAAUAGAAUCAUGAAUCUCGCCAACCAGGCUAAAGAUGAUGCUGGCCAGAAGGCGGUUGCAGAUCACCUCCAGCUGAUCACCAUUUUCAUCCAAAUUGUCUCUCCCUACGUCGGCCCCGGAACCCAAAAUCCCGGAGUCACAUACUGCGAAGAGAUCCUUCCCGUUCUAAAUACCAUCGUAUUGAAUUUUACAAAGUCUAUCCCAAUAUUGGAGCGGGUAUGCCGAUGCUGGCGGCAUAUGAUCAUAUCCUACCGCAAUGCGAUGACUCCUCUCCUGCCAAGCUUGGCGCAAAGCAUAUCAGCAGGAUUCGAAGCAUCCAAAGAAGGCUGCUUCCUAUGGGCCACAGAUGCCGUCAUUCGAGAAUUCUCUGAAGGGGCGGAGUACGUUGAAAAAUCGACAAGUGACGCGGUAUACCAAUUCUUCGAACAACAAGUUGUGCUUUUCCUUAGAAUACUUAAUGACCUACCUCCCCAUCACCUCCCUGAUACAGCACCCAUUUUCUCCGCCUCACUGAGCGCACUUACACUCCAGCAAGUAGACCCAUUAAGAGCAGUCCUUCACUACUGUCGCGACGUGCUUAGCUUUGGGACCGACAAGCCAUCGAUAUCUGAAUUCGCGGGCCCAGAUGGCGAGCCAUUUACCAAUCCUCCCGAGGUCCAAGCUUCCGUGAAGCAAUUGAUAGCGUCACAGGGUGCGAUUCUCGUCCAGAGAGUGUUGACAGGGAUGAUGUUCAGUUUCCCAGACGACUGUUUUCCCGAUGCCUCGGGGGUACUGAUGUCGCUGUUUGAACUGAUGCCGCAGGAGACAGCGAACUGGGUGGAGGCGACUGUGCACAUGCUUCCCCCCGGCACGGUGAAGCCUGGUGAAAGUGAACGACUUAUGAAGUCGUUGUCUGAGAGGAUUUAUCAAGGUGAUGUUCGGAAGACAAGGGUUGUUUUACAAGAUUUCACAAACUCGUAUCGACGGAGAAAUGUAGCCCCGCGAGAAGGGUUGGGUAGGCUGGAAGCGGCCCGCUUCAAAUUCAGUGGCUAG
This is a messenger RNA of Histoplasma mississippiense, 2841 nucleotides long. RefSeq lists its product as hypothetical. The record is from RefSeq and is a predicted model, not a curated record. Gene Ontology annotation, molecular function: small GTPase binding. Bases 1 to 2841 code for a protein of 946 amino acids. NCBI's taxonomy places the organism in Eukaryota, Fungi, Ascomycota, Eurotiomycetes, Onygenales, Ajellomycetaceae. Gene Ontology annotation, cellular component: nuclear membrane; cytoplasm. Gene Ontology annotation, biological process: protein import into nucleus. The transcript is spliced from 8 exons.